AGCUGCCCGCGGCUCCACGCUCGCCGUGUAACCCACCGCGUCUCUGGGCCGUCCUCGCUUCGUCUCGGCGUCAAUUUCGACUAAAGUCGCCUCCACGAGUUUGCUUCGUCGGCGUCGUGAACGGGGCCAGAAUCAGCGGCGCGCACGUAGUGAUACGUUCGUCGGUCGCAAGUAGACGCGGUGCGGGGACGCGACGCGGGAAGAGGCCGGCUUCAUACGCGUAGGCCGGAGGAGCACGUGGCGCCGACAUGCCUCACAGGAAAACCAAGCCGUUCAUCGACAAGCACAGCGCGGUCAAGUUCCACCUGGUCCACCGCAGUCAGCACGACCCGCUGCUGACGGACGAGACAGCCCCCCAGCGCGUGCUGCUACCUGCGAUCAAGAACAGCGACCUUGAAAAGAGAAAAGAACAACAGCGCGACUUUGGCGUCUUCUUCGACGAUGACUACAACUACCUGCAGCACCUGCAGGAGGCGUCGCGGCCCGCAGAGUUGGUGUCGGCGCCGCCGAAACGAGCGCAGGAUGCAGCCAUCGAGAUUGUGCACAUCCCGGCUGCGAAGGUGCAGCUGCCCUCCUCCGUGUUUGCGUCGGAGUUUGAGGAGAAGACCGGCUUGCUGAAUCGCGCUGCUCCCGUUCCCGGACCCCGUCCGGACUGGGACCCCGACGUCGUCGCGGCUCUCGACGAUGACUUCAACUUUGACGACCCAGAUGCGGAACUCGAUGACGAUUUUGUGAUGCAGGCGAACGCUGAAGGAGGCGACGCAAAGGGAGCGGGCGAUGAAGGCGCGGGGGAGUGGGAGGACGUGGACGACUCGGACGACAUGAGUUACGACUCGGACGGGCCCGGCACGGACGACGGCAGCCGCGGGAAGGAGUGCCUCUUCAUGGACGAGGAGACAAAGACCAGGUUCACCGACUACUCCCUCACCUCGUCGGUGAUGCGCAGGAACGACCAGCUCACGCUGCUGGACGACCGCUUUGAGAAGUUCUUUGCGGCGUACGAGGAGGACGAGAUCGGAGCACUCGACCACUGCGAGGUGGAGGGCAGCAUCCCCGCGGGCAGCACUCGCCUGCAGGCCGCGCUGGACGACUUCCACGCCCGCGAGCAGGCAGAGCACCAGAGGCCGGACGCGAACCAGGAGGGGCAUCACAAGCGUGGGCCGAGGAACAAGGAGCAGGGCCAGGAGGAGAGCGACGAGGAGGACGACGACGACGACAUGGUGGAGGUGGCGACGGAGAAGCCGGCAGAGAAGUGGGACUGCGAAUCGAUUAUCAGCACGUAUUCCAACCUCUACAACCACCCAAAGCUGAUUGAAGAGCCAUCAAAACCCAUGCGCGUAUCGCGCAAGACGGGCCUCCCGCUGGGCGUGCUGCCCCAACGCGGCCCCACGGCGCGCCAGGUGGAGCGCAUGGGCACCGUGACGGCCGCCGACCUCCCCCGCGCCGCCGCCGUUCCCCGGGCGCCGGAGGAGACCCCGGAGCAGCGGCGCGCGCGCAAGCACGCCAUCAAGGAGGAGCGCAAGGACCGGCGUCUGGAGAAGAAGGCCAACAGAAUGGCUUUCAAGGAAGAGAAGGCCCGGCAGGAGAAGGUCGUGCUGAACCUGAGGCAAAACCUGCAGGGCGUGCGUCUCACGUGAACGUGCGUCUCACGUGAACGUGCGUCUCACGUGAACGUGCGUCUCACGUGAACGUGCGUCUCACGUGAACGUGCGGCACUGGCUGCCAGGGGAGACGGUGUUCCGCGGUGGAGCAGCAGCUCAGCCGCUGAAGCCUUCGUCUGUCGGACAUUCAGAACAUUAGGACGGACACGCGCACACGCACACACACACUACACGGAUUCAUAAUAAAGUAGGCAAUAUGCACCCGUAUCUCAAGUUAAUGAUGUGCACAUGGUGGGGGGUGGUGGAUUUGCAUUUUAAGAGUUUGAAGAAGAGGGAUUAUUUUUUGGAGGGCAAAAGAGAUGUGUGGAGUAGAGGGAAAUGAGAUGACACAGUAUUGGGCCUUAAAAAAAAAAAUGAGCAAACUUAAAAAAAAUGUGAAUUAAGAUGCAAGGACUGAAGCUCCCCGCCGGUUCAAGCUGGGGGCUUCGGUUCCUGGAGACGCUGCAGCCACGGGGAGCUAAACGUUGGGUACGACUCCGAAAAAGCGGAGCCAUUCAUUUUUACUUGAUCCAACGUGCGCACCCCUGCAAGAAGGCUAGCGACGCCGAGUUGGGCGUUGUUGUAUCUGCUUAUCAGUUGUAGCCGUGCCGAUUCGAGCGAGUUGGGCGGAACGAGUGGAGCAGCAAGCCUUUACGUGGCCACCCGAGUUGCUGAUCGUGCGUAUGGAGCCAGUGUGUACACCGCGACCUCCCCUGCAUGGCUAUCCGAGUUGCCAAGCGAGCGUGUGCACAGAGACAACCCCCCACGUGGCCAUCCGAGUCGUGUGCGGAGUGCGCCCGGCACGCGCCACAUGGGGCUGUCGAUCUUUUCCGUUGCCCACCUUUUGCGUCGACUUGACUUAAAUAUUAAAGGGGGAAAAAAAAUCCUAACCCCAUCCUUGCGUGCAUCUUGAUAUAUGUUAAUAGUACAUUUUAAUUAAAACGCCUGAUCAAGUACAACAGGGGCAUACUCGCCCAAACGGUGUACUGGGUUAAAGGGCGUUAUAGAAACAUUUACAUCUUUGUUUUUGGUUGGCAGACUGCAUGCGGGCUUUCUUAGCGUGAAUAGAGGGCUCCGAUAAUGUCCAUCUGAACAAAAUCAAUUUCUCUGUGGCGCUUAAUGGCUUUUUGAAAUAUGAAAGAAACAUUUGUACAUUUGAAACAGGUUGUAGCAUUGUGAAUUGGGGGGUUGCUUUGUGCUUGCUUUUUUUAUUAUCGAUUUUGCGCUGCGACUAAUAAAGAGAUGACAUUUA
Messenger RNA from Lethenteron reissneri (Far Eastern brook lamprey), 2892 nucleotides. RefSeq names its product LTV1 ribosome biogenesis factor (gene LTV1). Gene Ontology annotation, biological process: ribosomal small subunit biogenesis; ribosomal small subunit export from nucleus. Lineage: Eukaryota; Metazoa; Chordata; Hyperoartia; Petromyzontiformes; Petromyzontidae. The record is from RefSeq and is a predicted model, not a curated record. Gene Ontology annotation, cellular component: cytosol; nucleus; preribosome, small subunit precursor.